GGCUCUCAGUGCGCAGGCACGGUUGGUAAAUAAUACGUGGCGUCUGAGGCUGGAGCCGCUCAGAGCGGAGAUGGGCACCGAGCGAGAGAUCUGCAGCUAACCCGGCUGCAUUUGCUCACCCGGCCAGGCAGAGGAGGAGGAGAAGGAGGAGGAAGAAGGGGAAGAGGAAGAGGAAGAGGCGGCGAAUUGGGAUCAGGGAAGAAAGAUGAGUGCUUAUGCGGACAUCUCGGCAUCCAAGCCAGGGCCACAGGGGACCCCGGAGAGUGGUUACCAGCGCUACGGUGUUCGGUCUUACCUGCAUCAGUUUUAUGAGGACUGCACAGCAUCCAUCUGGGAGUAUGAGGAUGAUUUUCAGAUCCAGAAGUCACCCAACAGGUGGAGCUCUGCAUUCUGGAAGGUCGGACUCAUCUCAGGAACAGUGUUUAUGCUUACAGGAAUCAUCGUUCUUGCAGCAGGUUUCAUAGUAUCCCCUAAAAUUGAAGCCCUCGGAGUUGAAGAUUUUGUGGUGGUGGAUACACGUGCUGUUCAGUUUAACAGAGCCCUCGAGGUAUGCAAGUUGGCAGGAGCAGUAUUAUUUUGCAUUGGAGGAACCAUGACGGCAGCCUGCUUGCUCAUGUCCGCAUUCGCGAAAAGCUACUCCAAAGAAGAAAAGUAUCUGCAGCAAAAAUUUAAAGAGAGAAUAGCUGACAUAAAAGCCCAUGCACACCCAGUCACAAAAGCCCCAGCACCGGGAGAAUCCAAGAUACCUGUUACAUUGUCCAAAAUUCAAAAUGUCCAGCCGUUAUCUGAAACCUGAUGUUUUCUCCCAUCUUGUGAAUUUUGUCACGUUUGGCUUUGGCUAGCAAACAAGUCUGUGUUUGCAGUGCAGCAUCAGUAGGAAAAAAGAAGCAGAUUAGGGGGAAACCUGAUGUGAGCAUAGUAAAGACAAGAAGGUGAAGGCUCAGCCAUUAGUGGUUUGCAUAGAGCAUUCCAGUAUCAGGUGUGUGCGUGUGUGUUUAAAAGUCCAUCGAUCUCUUUUGAACCACAAGACUUUGCAAAACACAGGGCAAAUCUCCCCACACCCUGCUUUAGUGUCAAACAUUAGCCAAAUUCACUAGUUAUAGUAAUCAGAAUUCUAUUUCCAAUUAUUGUGAAUGAGUCAGCGUGGUUUUGUAUGCUGCUUGAUCACUCCUGUUUGGCUUGUCCUUUGAUUGGAAAAAAAAUAUCCAAACAGUACCUCUCUGGAAGGUAUGAUCCAAAAACCUUUCUCUUCCCCUGAUAAAGUAGAGUCAUAAACCAUACCUAGUUCUUUGCUUACACAUUUGGCUUAUUGGGAGAGAAGCAUAACAGGGUCUUUGAUUCAUAUACCAUUAUAAAUAAACCACAAAUUGAAGCCAUGUGGUUUGUUUUCCCAUUCAUAUUCACAGUGAGAAUUAUUGGUUACCAGCAUGUUGCUUAUAAAUGAAAGUCGGAGUAUUGAUGGAGCUCUGAAUUAAAAUUAUAUGUAAACUGGGAUAAUUUAUUGUUUUCAGAUCAGUGUCAUAUUUAUAUAUUUUUACUGUAGACAAUAUGAUUCAUGCUCUGAUACAAAACAUAAUUGUAUUGGUAGCCAAACCCUACAAAGGGAUGUGAGUAGCAAUUUACAUCUUUGAAACUUCUACUUCAACUGUGUGUCCUGCCACUAAGGAAGACUCCAUUGUAAACUAAAAAGCCAGUGUCAAGUUCAUCAACAAAAAGCGAGUGUGGUGGAAAAUAAAAUAGACCACCAGCUGAACAAGAUUUUCCCUCAUGCUCAUAAACCCUUAUUCAAUUACAACCAGUGCUUUCUUAUUGCCGUCUGUUUAGUUAAAUCUAAAUGAUAGAUCAUCAAUUUAGUCAUGUUAUGAGUUAUCUCCAGCUUAUCUUGUCAUCAUAAAAAGGAGGAGAGUGAGAGAAUAUGUGCAAAACUUCCUUUAGAUUUUAAGUAAUAGAAUUCCAUACAUUCCUGUAGCACCCUGAGCAUAUUAGUCCCGUAAUAACCACUAAAUGAUCUUCUCUGUAUUAGGCUGUAAUGAAAAAUCACCUGUUGUGAGCUUCACACUUAAUCCUUUGGCCCACACAACCUUAUUUUCCAUUUUACUUCUGAGGUUCUAUUUUUUUAAAUAGUGGGCAGUACUAUUUUAAAAGUGCCAAUUUAUUAUGGUGGUGUAUUUUUGGAAGGAAAUUAAAAUCAGAUUAACUCUGCUGCAGUUCCAAUCACAAAUUCUUUUUAGAUUUUGUUUUGUCACAAAGGAAUAUGUUUGUAUUAGUAAAGAUAAGGACCCUGUCCUGUGCCACGUGUGUACUGUGAUGUGUGUACAGACUUGAUUGAAGUGUACAUAACACUCCUAGGCUCAGACAAGCGACUGCUCUGUUCAUGGCCAUUAUGGGAGCAAAUGGAAAGAAAUGCACACACAGAUCUGCCCUCAUCAUCUUCCACACAUUUCUGGAUUGGGAAUUAUUUAUAUCAGAUUGUGGCCAAUCAACAAAGCAGCAAGCAUUAUCUCCCUCCGGUUGUGUUGAGUACAAACUAUUUUUGCACUUUGAGCUCAGUUUACAACAAUUUAAGUAAGCCAAAGAUGAUGGGGAAAGUGGGAGGAUGAGAGAGAAACUUGGGCUUUUUAAACCUAUUUAAGAAAGUGGGAUUGCAGAAGAUUAAAUAAAUGGUCCUUGCUGAAUCAGGACAGUUGAUGAGCAUAAGACCGAACAUAAGAUACAUACUAUUCUGCCCUCCAAGACAGGGGAAGUUAGGGCAUUGCCACCAGCAUCUGCUACCUGCGGUGGUUUCCUCAGUCUGCCUGAUGGUAGGGCUGGCCCUGCAUAUCCCUACAAGGCAUCUCUCUCCUAAUUCUUGCCCCAUUUACUGUAAUAGGUCUAUUACUGGAAAAGUCACUGUUAGACCAUGUCUAUUUUUAAAUAUAAAAUAUUCUUCCUUAAACCCAGCUGCCUGACCUUAAAAGAAAUUAUCAGAUGUUACACUUCUAUUUUUUCUAGAUAAUAGAGAAAGCUUAUCCUUAACCAGAGUAUAGCUAUGUAAAUGCUUACCUACAAAUUUGUUCUUUCAAUAAAAGUAUAAGUUGUCUUUAUCUCAAAAAGAUACAGUUAACCUUAACUCUUUAGCCUAUGACUCUAAAACAAAACUGUAAAAAAAUGAAAUGUGAACUUUGUAUUCUUUGACGACGUGCGCCCAAUGUCUGUCUCUCUCUUUUUUAGUGGAUACAAUAAAAUUAUUAAGAUCUGG
This is a messenger RNA of Anolis carolinensis (green anole), 3238 nucleotides long. RefSeq names its product neurensin 1 (gene nrsn1). The record is from RefSeq and is a predicted model, not a curated record. Gene Ontology annotation, cellular component: neuron projection; transport vesicle; neuronal cell body. NCBI's taxonomy places the organism in Eukaryota, Metazoa, Chordata, Lepidosauria, Squamata, Anolidae. The transcript has 3 exons. Gene Ontology annotation, biological process: nervous system development. The coding region runs from base 206 to 796 and encodes 196 amino acids.